Molecule: messenger RNA, 478 nt
Organism: Eurypyga helias (sunbittern)
Lineage: Eukaryota; Metazoa; Chordata; Aves; Eurypygiformes; Eurypygidae
Gene: COMMD10
Product: COMM domain containing 10
Exons: 4
Source: RefSeq, a predicted model, not a curated record
GUCAAAACUACUAGCUUGGAUGCUGCUGUUAUUGCAGAAGGUUUUCUCAGUUGUGUUGCUUUGAUACCAUCUUUGUCUGAAAGCAGCUUCAGUGAAGAGGAAGAAGAAAAACUUCAAAUAGCUUUUUCGCUGGAAAAGCAGGAUCUUCAUCUAGUUCUUGAAGCUAUAUCAUUCAUUUUGGAACAGGCAGUCUAUCAUAAUUUGAAGCCCCCUUCCUUGCAACAACAGCUGCAAAGCAUUCACCUGGAUGAAGACAAAGCCGAAGCAUUUGCCAGUGCAUGGGCGGCUGCAGGUCAAGAUACGAUUGAAAAGUUCAGGCAGAGGGUUUUGAACCCUCAGAAGUCGCCCCGGAGCCUUCUCUUCUCCAGGCUGAACAAGCCCAACUCAAAGAGCAUCUUCGUGGCCUCCUCCAGAUUCGAUCCAAGCAGUCGAUAUCCUCCUGGUGUUGGGGGCCCCAGAGGCGGACGCAGACCUGCAG